This is a messenger RNA of Microdochium trichocladiopsis, 1362 nucleotides long. RefSeq names its product cytochrome P450. Lineage: Eukaryota; Fungi; Ascomycota; Sordariomycetes; Xylariales; Microdochiaceae. The record is from RefSeq and is a predicted model, not a curated record. The transcript is spliced from 9 exons. Gene Ontology annotation, molecular function: heme binding; oxidoreductase activity, acting on paired donors, with incorporation or reduction of molecular oxygen; monooxygenase activity. Bases 1 to 1362 code for a protein of 453 amino acids.
AUGCUCACGCGUCUCCUAGACACCGUCACGGCCUUCCGCCAGCAACACCCCGCGUCCUUCCACCUGUUCACGGCCGCAGUUGUCUACGCAUCGGUCGCCUGGGCGGUUCUCGAGUUCUUCAAGCCGAUAGGCAAGCGAAGGGCGAAGAAUAGUACGAAACAGAGGCUACCUCCGGGCCCCCCCGGAGCGCCCCUCUUUGGCUAUUUGCUCGAUCUAAAGAAGGCGGAUGGCCCUUCGCUGAGAUCAAAGCUCCGAAACCUAGCAGCGUACGGCGAGAUAACAACGCUACACCUCGGGGGUAGCCAGACGAACACGCGGUCCCCCAUGCCGGUGUCGAGCGGCCUCGUCAGCCGGGACCGGCGCUCGCUGCUGCUCCCGGCUGACGAGUGGACGGAGCGGCGGCGGGUGAUGCACGGGCUCCUGAACGGCACGGCGCUGAGGCAGUACGGCGCCUGGCAGGAGCAGGAGAGCGCGCAGAUGAUGGCCGAGUACGUCCUGCGGCCCGACAGGUGGUACAGGCACCACUACCGCUACGCCAACUCGGUCGUGGUCCGGAUCGCGCUGGGCGAGCGGCCGCACAAGUCCAGGAGGGAGCUGGAGGAGAUGCAGAACGCCGUGGCCUUCUUCGUCGGCAGCAUCGGGCGCAGCAUCGUCGACUGGUUCCCGGACCUGGCGCGUCUGCCGCGCCGCCUCCAGGUCUGGCGGCCGUACUGGGCGGCGCUCGGCCGCUGGAACCACGACCUCUACAGCAAGUGGGACAGGUUGCGCGACGGCACGGCGCCGCCCUCCUUUGUGCGGGACCACCUCAUGCACCCGGACACGCGGUUCAGGGGCGACGACGACGACCUCAUGUACAUCGCCAUGCAGCUGAUCGAGGCCGGCAGCGACACCACGCGCGAGGCCCUCAACAUCAUGGCCAUGGCGGCGCUGGAGCGCCCCGAGGCCUUUGCCGCGGCCCGCGCCGAGGUCGACCGCCUCUGCGGCGCCGGCCGCGACGCCAGGCCGCCCGUCCUCGCCGACAUGGCAUCGCUGCCCUACGUCUGCGCCACGGCCAAGGAGGUCCUCCGCCGGCACCCCAUCUUCCCGCUCACGCCUGACCACGACAUCGAGUUCGAAGGCUACUACUUCCCCGCCGGCACGGGCUUCACCAUCAACGGCGUCGCCUGCAACGACCCGCGCGUCUUCCGGCCCGAGCGAUGGCUGGACGGCCACGAGACCGACAUCGCCCACGGCCUGUGGCAGUUUGGCGGCGGCCGCCGCAUCUGCGUCGCGCAGCGCAGCCUGUUCAUCAACAUCGCCCGCCUGGCGCAACCGCUCGAAUUCGGUCGAGUGGUGGCUCUCGUGGCCGUCGAGGAUCAAUAA